AUGUCUCCAAUAUCGGACUUGAAAGCAUAUAUUUUCCGACUAUUUGCCAGCUUCACAGCCACCUAUAACCCAGUCAGCGCUCCAGCAGCUCUUACAGAUGAACGUCCCAAGCCCCAUUUUCGUACGGACAACGACAGUUCGGACACACUCACCCUCCCAGAUGGUCGAAAUGUCGGUUAUGCACAAUAUGGUUCGCUGACCGGAAGGCCUAUUUUUUACCUACAUGGCCUCCCAGGCUCUCGCCUAGAGGCUGCGGGUUUUGAUGAGCUGGGCCUAGAAUUAGGCGCCCGUGUCAUUGCUGUGGACAGACCUGGUAUAGGAUGGAGCUCACCACACCCCGAUCGAACGCUCCUUGAUCAUCCAAAAGACUUAGAAUCCCUCGCGAAGCACCUUAAGUUGGAUCAUUAUAGUGUUUUGGGAAUAUCAGGAGGCGGACCAUAUGCACUUGCUUGCGCCGCGACAUUACCGCAUGAAAAGCUUAAGUGUGUUUCGAUUGUCUGCGGCCUAGGGCCGCCUGACAUCGGUAUGAGUGGAGCAGAUUGGGUGCACAGGCUUGGAUUCCCACUGGGUUUUCGCUAUGCGCCUCUCAGCGUUGUCCGGUGGUUUUGGAAGCUAGAGGGGUCAGGGCGCUUAGAUCUCAGUGACGAGAGGCGUCUUGAGCUUCUGCUUCAGAAGCCAAUCGCUCAUGAGAAGGACAAUGACUUUAUGAAGACGGACUGGCCCCGGUUAUCUUUGCGAUCGACUCGAGAGUGCUUCGCACAAGGGUUCCAUGGGGUGUGGCAGGAUGGUAGGUUGGUGUGCAUGGACUAUGGUUUUCGAAUAGAGGAUAUUCGUCCUGAACUACCUAUGCAACUAUGGUAUGGGAAGCUUGAUACUUUUGUUCCACCAAAUCAUGGUGUGCAGAUAGCCGCCCGGCUGCGUGGUAGAGCAUAUCUCAGGCUGGAGAAUGAGACACAUGCAAGCAUUGUGGUGAACCAGAUGAGGGAGAUAUUGGAACAUUUAGUUAGAAGCACUUGA
Aspergillus novofumigatus IBT 16806 is the source of this 1017-nucleotide messenger RNA. RefSeq names its product alpha/beta hydrolase. Lineage: Eukaryota; Fungi; Ascomycota; Eurotiomycetes; Eurotiales; Aspergillaceae. Bases 1 to 1017 code for a protein of 338 amino acids. The record is from RefSeq and is a predicted model, not a curated record. The transcript is spliced from 2 exons.